Molecule: messenger RNA, 902 nt
Organism: Branchiostoma floridae (Florida lancelet)
Lineage: Eukaryota; Metazoa; Chordata; Leptocardii; Amphioxiformes; Branchiostomatidae
Product: proteasome subunit alpha type-3-like
Exons: 4
Coding region: 80-331 (83 amino acids)
Source: RefSeq, a predicted model, not a curated record
CUAUUGGGCUUAGUUGUGUAAAAACAAGUUGUCUUUGUCCACACCUGUUGACAGAGAGAAGGAUUCAGUUGUUUCAUCAAUGCUAUUACUUUGUUGCCUUCUCCAGAUGGCAGACCAGUCAUGCAAAGAUCUGGUAAAGGAGGCAGCAAAGAUCAUCUACAUUGUCCAUGAUGAAGUCAAAGACAAAGCCUUUGAGUUGGAGCUGAGCUGGGUUGGGGAUGUAACCAAUGGAAGGCAUGAGAUGGUACCAAAGGACAUUGUGGUAGAAGCAGAGAAAUUUGCAAAGGAGUCUAUGGAGGAGAGUGAUGAUUCUGAUGAAGAGGAUCUGUGAGGUGUCAGGCACAAAGACAUGAUGACAUGGAUGUCAAUAAACUUAGUAAUGAGCACCACAUAGUGUAGGAAAUUGGCUCUCGCUAGUACAUGUACCUGAAAAUAACCUCUGUAAAUAUUCUGGUGUUUUGUUAAGGUUUAGGUAAAAGUGGAGCCUUUAUAAACACCCGUGAUACACAAGUACUGUCCUUUUCAAUUAAGAUGUCCAUAACAUUGUCCAAGAGUUGGUAUCCAGGCAAAACCAAGCCAAUAGUCCUGACUUGUAAUGAAGCUGUCCGUUUUGCAUUAUUGAUACCUGUAAUUCAUCUCGAAGAAUUAUUACUUUUUUUAAAGGCCAAGUUAUUAUUCUACACUACUUCCAUGCCAGACAUGACAUGUCCUACUUUGACAUACUCUACAUAGUGGCAUCCACUGGCAGCUCAGAAGCCUUUGAUACUGCGAGAGCAACAGCCUUUGUGAUGACUGACUCACCACUGUGUGUUGCAUAGGGAACCUUUAUUGCAGGAUAGUCUCUUACCAUGACUCUCGCCCUCGUCUAUGCUUGACCUUUUGAAUUAAAUAUGAUGUCCCCU